Messenger RNA from Ceraceosorus guamensis, 999 nucleotides. RefSeq lists its product as hypothetical. The record is from RefSeq and is a predicted model, not a curated record. Bases 166 to 852 code for a protein of 228 amino acids. Lineage: Eukaryota; Fungi; Basidiomycota; Exobasidiomycetes; Ceraceosorales; Ceraceosoraceae. The transcript is spliced from 4 exons.
CACCAUCAGAUCCCUCUCAGACGGGAUACCAUACAUCAGUGUAUGCGCGAGUCAUGCACCGAGGUAUACUAACAUUGAAUCGCAUGAUCAUUCUGUUCGUCUCACUUCUCAUCCUUCCUGACCCAACAGCUCUCCCACCUCAGCAGCCGCACUUUGACUUUGGUUAUGCCUCGAACGUCUCCGCCUGUGGGCGGAGCGGCCCAUCUAAAGACUCUCGCCUCUCAGCUCCGGCAGACCUGCCGUGAGGUCGAGGAAUGGCUGAGUCGCUCGCAGGACCUCGAUUCAAGCACUGCGAAAAGUGCUCGCAGCAUCUGCAACGCCCUCGCUGAUGUGCUGUCGACGAAUGACAGGUCCAUCUUCGAAAGAAUACAUCGCCUUUUUGCACUGCAGCAUCAAGGAAGUAAGAUAGAAGAUGUUGUAGCAGCACUCAGUUACGCAAAUCUAUCCGCAAUUACUUCUCUGGUAAUCGCUUUUCAACGGCUGGCUUGGGAGGUCGUCCUUCCCACCUUGCUCCUAGAAAGCGCUCAGCUAGCGCUUGGCAAUGAUGGCAAGCAAUGCAGAGAGCUGGUUGAGGGUUGGGAGGAGACAGCAACCUGGUUUGCGUACGGCAUAAAUCUCGCUUACAUCAACUUGGUCGAGAGCGCACGAGAGAGCGAUGAAGAAGCGACGCUGGAUAUGGCAGCUAAAGAGCGAGACAGGCUCUUUGAUCUUCUGCCGGUCUACUCUGCAACUUUGGCAAACUACGGCGGCCGGCUGGGCCACGAAGCGGUUUACAUGUGCAUACUCUCGAUUGAUUGGGCCGUUGAAGAUAACAAACGUCUAGCUGAAGACAGGCUGUCACUGCGAGUAUGACACUGCGCCCCAAAUUCCGUGGCUUCAAACAGACUUUUGCCAACCCAUCGCGCUACUUGGCGUUCCCGCAGAUCUGAGCUUGGACUGGCACUGUGCCGACUAGAUGGUACGAUGAUCCAUUUAGCUAUGCGCGAACACAUCGCUGAC